Messenger RNA from Lepus europaeus (European hare), 1461 nucleotides. It is a transcript of the gene DRD5, whose product is annotated as dopamine receptor D5. The transcript has a single exon. Gene Ontology annotation, biological process: adenylate cyclase-activating adrenergic receptor signaling pathway. Gene Ontology annotation, cellular component: plasma membrane. Gene Ontology annotation, molecular function: dopamine neurotransmitter receptor activity; G protein-coupled receptor activity. The coding region runs from base 1 to 1461 and encodes 486 amino acids. The record is from RefSeq and is a predicted model, not a curated record. Lineage: Eukaryota; Metazoa; Chordata; Mammalia; Lagomorpha; Leporidae.
AUGCUGCCUCCAGGGCGCAACGGCUCUGCUGACCCCGCGCGGUUCGGGCUGCAGCAGCAGCUGGCGCAGGCGGGCACAGUCGGGGGCUCGGCGGGGGCGGCGCCUAGGGGGCCCGCGCAGGUGGUCACCGCCAGCCUCCUGACCCUGCUCAUCGUCUGGACCCUGCUGGGCAACGUGCUGGUGUGCGCAGCCAUCGUGCGCAGCCGCCACCUGCGCGCCAAGAUGACCAACGUCUUCAUCGUGUCUCUGGCCGUGUCCGACCUCCUUGUGGCGCUGCUGGUCAUGCCGUGGAAGGCGGUCGCCGAGGUGGCCGGUUAUUGGCCCUUCGGGGCAUUCUGUGACGUCUGGGUGGCCUUCGACAUCACGUGCUCCACCGCCUCCAUCCUGCAUCUGUGCGUCAUCAGCGUGGACCGCUACUGGGCCAUUUCCAGGCCCUUCCGCUACGAACGCAAGAUGACGCAGCGCCUGGCCCUGGGCAUGGUGGGCCUGGUCUGGACCUUGUCCGUCGUCAUCUCCUUCCUCCCAGUGCAGCUAAACUGGCACCGGGACAAGGCGGGCUCCGGGGCCAGGGCGCACCUGCCGUCCCGCGUGGCCAACACGACACCCUGGGAGGAGGCGGGGGAUCUGGAGGCGAGGGCGGAGAAGUGUGACUCCAGCCUGAACCGGACUUACGCCAUCUCCUCCUCGCUCAUCAGCUUCUACAUCCCGGUGGCCAUCAUGGUCGUGACCUACACGCGCAUCUACCGCAUCGCGCAGGUGCAGAUCCGCCGGAUCGCCUCGCUGGAGCGCGCGGCGGAGCACGCGCAGAGCUGCCAGAGCCGCGCGGCCUGCGCGCGGGACACCAGCCUGCGGGCGUCCAUCCGGAAGGAGACCCAGGUGCUCAAGACCCUGGCGGUGAUCAUGGGGGUCUUCGUGUGCUGCUGGCUGCCCUUCUUCAUCCUCAACUGCACGGUUCCGUUCUGCGCCGGAGACCCCGAGGGCCGGCGCGCCAGCUUCCCGUGCGUCAGCGAGACCGCCUUCGACGUCUUCGUGUGGCUGGGCUGGGCCAACUCCUCGCUGAACCCGGUCGUCUACGCCUUCAACGCCGACUUCCGGAGGGUGUUCGCGCAGCUGCUGGGGUGCGGCCACCUCUGCUCGCGCACCGCGGUGGAGACGCUGAACAUCAGCAACCAGCUCCUGUCCUACAACCAAGACACGGCCUUCCCGCAGGAGGUGGCGGCUGCCUCUGUCCACGCAAUCCCCAACGCGGUGAGCCCUGGGGCCGCGGGGGGCGACGAGGAGGAAGAGGAGGAGGAGGAGGAGGAGGAGGAGGGGGAGGAGCGCCCCUUCGACCGUGUGUCCCAGAUCUCCCAGAGGUCCCCAGAUGGAGACCCGGCUGCCGAGCCAGUGUGGGAGCUGGACUGCGAGGAGGAGAUUUCCUUAGGCAAAAUAACGCCUUGCACCCCCAAUGGAUUCCACUGA